This is a messenger RNA of Caenorhabditis elegans, 3857 nucleotides long. It is a transcript of the gene tlk-1, whose product is annotated as Serine/threonine-protein kinase tousled-like 1. Gene Ontology annotation, cellular component: nucleus. Gene Ontology annotation, molecular function: protein serine/threonine kinase activity; protein kinase activity; ATP binding. The record is from RefSeq and is marked reviewed. NCBI's taxonomy places the organism in Eukaryota, Metazoa, Nematoda, Chromadorea, Rhabditida, Rhabditidae.
AGAACCUCCUCGGAUCGAAUCGUUAAUCAAGAAAGACUCUCUUCUUGACAAAUUCAUCCCAUUGGGUUGUGCCUAUCGAUCUGUCACUGACACCGUCAUCGUCGUCUUCACAACAACAAUGUCGAUGUUGUCAAUGGACGGUAUCGUCGCAGGAGGCGGAAGCAGCAGUGGUGGCGGAGAACGAAGUUUCGUAUUAGAGCAAAAGAUGUUCAAUACGGGCCCACAGAACAAAGCUUUACCAACGGUCCAGAGCAGCGGUUCAUCAUCGAAUCACGCUCCGAUCGUCGGCGAGUCUCCACUCGGCACUGUGAGCAGCACAAUGGCUACCGGUGAUACGGGUCGUGUUGGAAACGUGACCUAUAUGAGUUCCGGAAUGCUCGGUGCAACACAGUUUAUGCCACAAAAUUCAAGUCAUCCAUCAACGUCUGUAAUGAUGCAACAGGUACCACCACAAAACGGUGGUGCAACACGUUCAUCACCAACUGAGAUGCAACAGUGUAUGCAGGCAAUGUCAGAAGACUCGAUAGAAAUGCGGGAUUAUAAUUCUGGAGUUCAUCAUAUGCAUCCUCAUCAAAUGCAAAUGCAACAGCAGCAGCAACAUCAUCAGCAGCAAUACAAUAUGUCGUAUCAUAAUCAUCAACAACAAAUGCAGCAGAUGCAUUACCACCAGCAGCAACAGCAAUAUCAGCAGCAGCAGGCUCAACAUCAUCAGAUGUAUGCUCCACAAAUUCAGCAACAGCAACAGCAGCCCCAGCAACAGUCACAACAACAGUCUGCCCAACAGCCCCAACAGUCAUCGGCUGCGUUACAACAUGUGAAUGAGUCGAGCAAUCUCUCGUCGGCUGGUAGUAUUUCGGAUCGUGAACCAGAGCAACACGGUGGUACCCCUCAACGACCGACAGCGCCACAGUCGUCGACAGCCACUGACAAGAAAACCAGAAAGCGACGAAAAGCUGGUCCAACUGAAGAUCAGGCAACUCCGAAACAAGAAAGGAAAAUCACAGAAUUCAUGAAAGUUGGAGGAGAGGUUGCAAGUGGAAAUAGUGUUGCACGAUGUCUAUUGACGGAAUAUCAUCAAAAUCAAGGAUCACCGAAGAGGCAGCCAGCUGUACAGCAGAAUGGAUCUAACAGUUACGAUUCACAGCAGCAGCAACCACAAAUGAAUCAGCAUGAAAUGCAAAACUCAUAUUGGGGAGUUGCUACACCGUCAUUGGGUGUUAAUAAUCGUGGAACCCCGACUCCAACUCAACAACAACAUUAUUCAUCGGAUUCAAACUCAAACUCGAAUCAAUCACCACCUGGUCAGGGAAAUCAAUCAGGAAGGAUGGUGAGAACAAUCGAUGAAGAGACUCAGACGGAUUCUUCGCUAUCUCAGGCUAAUCCUCAAAAUGCUGAUGAAGUCGCCAAAAUGAAUAGAAUCAUUGAAGACCAUCGUCGCCAAAUCGAAGAGUUGAACUCGAAGAAUAGUUUGGAACGAAGAAAGAAUGAAGCUUCGAAAGAAACAAUCAAGCGAUUACUUAUCGAUAAGAAUCAGAUCGAACGAAAAGCCCUUCGCGACAAAACGGCUGCCGAUUCACCUCGAAUUGGAUGUUUCAAAACUACUCGAACUGGUGAUUCAUUCCGUGAUCAAUGGGUUGAUGGGUGGGCGUUUGCCGAAAUGGAUAAGAAAACUGAACAGAUCAAUGCUGAAAGAAAUGAAAUUGCAAGUGCUUCUGCCUUGUUGAAAAAACGAAAGCCUCUUGGAAUCGGUAAAGAACCUAAACGCCCACAGGCAGUCAAUUCUCAAAAUGACUCCAACGGUAUGCAGCCAUCAACAAGUUCCAAUACGAAUGGAGACGAUGCGAUCUUCAGACGACCUGAAGAACCGAAAGAAAUCCAGUACCAAGAGUACAUUGAGCUCGAUGAAAUCUAUAAACUGCGCAGGGAGCACUUGAGAAAAGAAGAAACUGAUCUCUCCAUGGAGAAAGAAAGAUUGGAAAAGGAGAAGCAGCAUCAUGUGAGAGAGCUGAAACGAGCUUCGAAUGAAAGUGCGUCACAGUUCAAUGAUCAUCGACUCUUGCAUAAAAGAUACCUCAUGCUGAACUUGCUCGGUAAGGGUGGAUUCAGUGAGGUCUGGAAGGCGUUCGACAUUGAAGAGAACCGGUAUGUCGCAUGCAAGAUCCAUCAUGUUAACAAAGACUGGAAGGAGGAGAAGAAGGCGAACUACGUCAAGCACGCGAUGCGUGAAAAAGACAUCCACAAGUCAUUGGAUCAUUGCCGAAUUGUGAAGCAAUACGAUCUGCUCACAAUCGACAAUCACUCGUUCUGCACGGUUCUCGAAUAUGUGCCGGGCAACGACCUCGAUUUCUACCUCAAGCAGAACAGGUCGAUCAGUGAGAAGGAGGCUCGAAGCAUUAUUAUGCAAGUUGUUUCUGCUCUUGUCUAUCUGAAUGAAAAGAGCACUCCCAUCAUUCAUUAUGAUCUAAAGCCUGCGAAUAUUCUUCUCGAGUCAGGAAACACCAGCGGUGCAAUCAAGAUCACCGACUUUGGGCUGUCGAAAAUCAUGGAGGGAGAGAGUGACGAUCAUGACUUGGGAAUCGAGCUCACCUCACAGUUCGCUGGAACUUAUUGGUAUCUUCCACCUGAGACCUUCAUCGUUCCACCACCAAAGAUCACUUGUAAAGUCGAUGUCUGGAGUAUUGGAGUCAUCUUCUAUCAAUGUAUCUAUGGAAAGAAGCCGUUCGGAAAUGAUCUGACUCAACAAAAGAUCCUCGAAUACAAUACGAUUAUUAAUGCAAGAGAAGUGUCAUUCCCAAGCAAGCCUCAGGUGAGCUCCGCUGCUCAAGAUUUCAUAAGAAGAUGCCUGCAGUACAGGAAAGAAGACAGAGCAGAUGUUUUCGAGCUGGCGAAGCAUGAGCUUUUCAGACCAAGAGGAGCGAUAAGAGCCUCCGUUGCCGGAUCCGUAAGUUCUCCAAGCAUUCCACGCAGUCCAUCAGUGAAUCGUGAAGAUGACAAUAUGUAAUGACGUCACACCAUUUCAUAAACUUUCAUGUUAUCCAUCUGACGGGUCUGCUUCUGAUUUCUGUGCUUCAUGUUUCACGUUGCCGCAUCAUCAUCAUCAUUUACUGUAUUGUUCACCAGGCCUUUGCUUUCUUUCCAGUCAUCACAUUCUUACCCAUUUUGAAUUCCGUUAACUAACGGGUUUCUUUGUUAACACCAUACGUGCUAUUUCCACUUUUUUAGUUGUUGUGAGAUUUCCACUCACUUUCUCACAUUUUCAAAGCCCAUGCCGUAGUCGUUUCCAGUGUACACUUUCAAAAAUCUUAUCCCCCAUUUUUCCACUAUGGAAAUUGUUUCAUUCAUUGUUUGAAAUAUCUUAUUCAUCAUAACUCUUUUUCACUCAACAGGUCCCGUUUUCAGCUCUUACUUGUAAUAAUCACGUUGUGUCAACAUUCGAACAGAUCCGAAGACCGUUUGUGUGUGAGCAACGUCUAAUUGUACCAAUCCAAUUUUUGGAUUCGUUGGUUCCAACAAAUCGACAUGACAUAUCCCACCCAGAUCCCGCGAUACAUUCUUUUCUUCCUCAAUCGUCUCUCUCUUCACACUUUUCGUUCCCCUUCCAUUUUUUUGUUGAUUUGUUUCUCUUUUUGUAAUAAUAAUGUAUCGGACGUCGUCGCCCUCCCCAAUCCCCUUUCUUUAUUUAUAAGACGCUUCUAGCAAUAUAUCUGGAGUCAUCCUUCUACUCUUGCUUCCCCCCACCACCACCAUCUAUUCACAUCCUCGUUUCACCAAUUUCCUUCAGUUGUACAUUUGUUUAGUAAAAGGACUGCUUACAAUGUAUUGAAACGCGUUGAAAGGUAUAAAUUUUGGGAGGUUUU